GUUACGGCUUUGUUAACUUUGUUAACCCUAAUGAUGCAGAGAGGGCUAUCAGUACCCUCAAUGGCCUGAGGCUACAGUCUAAAACUAUCAAGGUAAUGUGCAACAGGUGCUCUUUAUUUUCUCUUAUGUUCCUGGACAGUAGAGGCUGUUGUUGCUUUCUCUCCUGCAAACUGUGACGGUUGAAGGUAUUUUUUAAAACACUGCUGUUUGUUUCUCUGACUUAUUAUUCUAACCCUGUAUUUUUUAUAUCGGCACAUGUUGACACUGAAUCUGUGAAUUUCUUCAGUUCAGUGUGACAAUGUGCAAGUUUUCUUUGCAUAAAUUUAUGGUUUUAUUUUGACAAAAGUGCCUAAUGAUCUUUUUGGAUGCUUUCUUUUUGUCUUUUUGUUUGUAUUGGAUUUGGGAGAAAUCUGGAUUAAUGUUUUUAUUUAUUUUUGUUUUUAUAUUGAAUAUAGACGUAUUUAAAAUAUCUCUGGAUUUUAUUUAAAGACUGGAUGUAACUGUAUUUAUUGUUGUCCAGUGUUUUUUAUUUGAUUCUUUAUUCUCUCGUUGUGAAGACGACAGACUGAAACACUUCCUGUUUCCUCACUGCAGGUUUCGUUUGCGCGUCCGAGUUCCGACAUGAUCAAAGAUGCUAACUUGUACAUUAGCGGCCUGCCGAGGACGCUGAGUCAGCAGGACUUGGAAGACAUGUUCACUCGCUUUGGACACAUCAUCAACUCCAGAGUGCUGGUGGACCAGGCCUCCGGUAACGAGCUCGGUCUGUCAAGGGGCGUGGCCUUCAUCCGCUUCGAUAAGAGGUCUGAGGCCGAGGACGCCGUCAAACACCUGAAUGGACACACCCCCCCGGGAAGCUCGGAGCCAAUCACAGUCAAGUUCGCCGCCAACCCCAAUCAGGCCAGGAACUCUCAGAUGAUGUCACAGAUGUACCACGGCCAAUCACGGCGCUUCGGAGGUCCGGUGCAUCACCAGGCCCAGAGGUUCAGGUUUUCUCCGAUGAGCGUGGACCACAUGGGCGGAGGAGGUGGAGUCUCUGGCAGCCCUUCUGGUGGUUGGUGUAUCUUCAUCUAUAAUCUGGGUCAGGAUGCAGACGAGGCCAUCCUGUGGCAGAUGUUCGGGCCAUUCGGCGCCGUCGUCAACGUGAAAGUGAUCCGAGAUUUCAACACCAACAAGUGCAAAGGCUUCGGGUUCGUCACCAUGACGAACUACGAGGAGGCUGCCAUGGCGAUCCACAGCCUGAACGGGUACCGACUGGGAGAUAAAGUCCUGCAGGUGUCUUUCAAGACCAGUAAGGGACACAAGUAGAGGGGGGGGGGGGGGCAAUUUCCACGUUUUUUUGUGUCGAUGUGAAUUCAUUUUUCUUUUCUCCUCGCAUGCCCUUUUUUUUUCAGGCUGUAUGACAUCACUUGUUUCUGUAAAAUGUGGACGUUGUUUCACUGAAUAUUGUGAGUAUUGAUCCAAGAUGGCGGAGAGUGAGUGUGGUUACCAAUGUAACCCCAGUUGUUAAUGAUGUUCUGCUUUGGUAACUGAAUGAAUCCAAACAGAAAACAUGCAGACGGUUCUGUAACGUAGUCAACAAGAGAAACUUGAAACGCUUUUUUUAAUGUUAGUCCUCCACCCUGCAGACAUCGUGUUAGAAUAACAUCUAGAUUAUUAAGGUUCAUCAGACAGAUUGAAAUGAUGUUUACAACAUGUUAUUGUUUUAAUAUUUAAAAAUGAGUCGCCUGUCAGCUGAUUGACAGCUCUCUCGGCCAAUAAGCAUGCAGGAGAGGAGUCCUGGUCACACACAGUUUGUUGUGUUUGAACAAACUUUUUUUUUUUUUUUUUUUCACAUUUUUACAAAAUGCUUCCAGGUUAAAAAAACACCUGAAGUACUGAAACUGUUCACAUGUGUAGUUUUCUCUUUGGUAUUUUCAUUUGUAUUCUGUUUAAGGAUUGCAGCUCUAUUGUGAUGUUGGACUGUUUAUUCACAAAUAAAACUACUCGUAUACAA
Molecule: messenger RNA, 1993 nt
Organism: Anarrhichthys ocellatus (wolf-eel)
Lineage: Eukaryota; Metazoa; Chordata; Actinopteri; Perciformes; Anarhichadidae
Product: ELAV-like protein 1
Exons: 3
Coding region: 622-1305 (227 amino acids)
Cellular component (GO): ribonucleoprotein complex
Molecular function (GO): RNA binding
Source: RefSeq, a predicted model, not a curated record